AUGGAUUCCUCAUGGCGGGAAGGCUCCGAAAAGGUUGAAAAGAUCACAUGCGUUGGAGCGGGCUAUGUGGGUGGCCCCACAUGUGCUAUGAUUGCCCACAAAUGCCCUGAUAUACAGGUUACGGUAGUGGACAUGAACAUGGAGAAGAUUGAGCAGUGGAACUCGGACAAGUUGCCAAUUUUUGAGCCUGGCCUGGACGAGAUCGUGUUUGCAGCUCGCGGGAAAAAUUUGCAUUUUGUAACGGAUAUUCCUAAAGCUAUCCGUGAAGCAGAUCUUAUUUUUAUAUCUGUUAACACACCUACGAAAAACUAUGGAAGGGGAAAGGGAAUGGCUCCAGAUCUCAAAUACGUUGAAUCAGUGUCCCGUACCAUCGCACAGCAUGCAGUCGGACCAAAGAUCGUCGUCGAGAAAAGUACAGUACCUGUACGCGCUGCCGAGAGUAUAAACGCCAUACUCAGAGAAGCGCAGAAGAAUGAUCCCAACCUCAAAUUUCAGGUUUUGUCAAACCCUGAAUUUCUCGCUGAAGGCACAGCCAUCAGAGACUUGUCGAACCCGGAUCGCGUCCUUAUUGGUGGUGAAUCUUCUCCAGAAGGAGCAGCUGCCGUUGCACAACUUGUGCGAGUGUACGAACAUUGGGUCCCACGUGACAGAAUCAUCACAACGAACACAUGGAGCUCAGAGCUGUCAAAACUGGCAGCAAAUGCUUUCUUGGCUCAAAGAAUUUCAUCGAUCAACUCGAUCUCGGCCAUCUGUGAGGCCACUGGUGCUGAUGUACAAGAAGUCGCACAUGCUGUCGGUUUUGACCAAAGGAUUGGUAACAAGUUUCUGCAAGCUAGUGUCGGAUUUGGUGGAAGCUGCUUCCAGAAAGACGUUUUGUCACUGGUCUAUCUGUGUGAAUCCCUCAACUUGCGUAAAGUAGCCGACUACUGGAUGGGGGUGAUAGAGAUAAAUCAGUGGCAACGUCGACGCUUCUCCGACAAGAUCAUUGCCGAAUUGUUCAACACAGUGACCGACAAGAAAAUUGCAGUUUUCGGAUUUGCUUUUAAAAAGAAUACUGGAGAUACCAGAGACUCAUCAGCAAUUCAUAUCAUCAGCCAUCUACUCGAAGAACACGCUCGUAUUUCGGUCUACGAUCCUAAGGUGACAGAAACGCAAAUGCGCUGGGAACUAUCGCAAAGAUCACCAGAAGAGACAGUUACGAAGCUCGUUAUCGUCCACGAUAACCCUUACGAUGCGGCAGAAGGUGCACAUGCGAUAGUUGUAGUCACAGAAUGGGACGAGUUCAAGACGCUUGACUAUGAACGAAUCUACAAGACAAUGCAACAUCCAGCAUCAAUUUUCGACGGGCGGCUCAUUCUCGAUCAACGUAAGCUACGUUCCUAUGGAUUUCGAACCUUUGCCAUCGGCUCAGCUCCCGACCAAGCCUAUAAUCUCUUCGGUAGUUCUGGCUACUCGACUUAACUUCGAACCAUCUACUUAUUUUGACCAUCAUUCAUAUAGACCACCUUGCUUGCCUUGUUUGAACAUUUCCAAGUUUUACAUUACACUUUCGCUAUGUCACUUAUAAAAUGUGCACUGCUCAUAAUUCUUGCUGUCAUUUAUUUAUUGUUUCUGUCCUUUUCUUUAUGAAUGCACAAAUAUCUUUAUGCACAAAGAUAAACGAUUCUCGG
Molecule: messenger RNA, 1670 nt
Organism: Cylicocyclus nassatus
Lineage: Eukaryota; Metazoa; Nematoda; Chromadorea; Rhabditida; Strongylidae
Source: the annotation of a GenBank genome assembly